Messenger RNA from Phytophthora nicotianae INRA-310, 768 nucleotides. RefSeq lists its product as hypothetical. Lineage: Eukaryota; Oomycota; Peronosporomycetes; Peronosporales; Peronosporaceae. The record is from RefSeq and is a predicted model, not a curated record. The coding region runs from base 1 to 768 and encodes 255 amino acids. The transcript has a single exon.
AUGAAGCUCAGCGCCUUCUUCUCCACUGCUGUCCUCACGGUUGUCAUGACCCAGGCGCAGGAGCAACAGCAAGAGCAGCAACAGCAAUCCCCAGUAGAAUGGCAGCCCAAGACCAUUUCGCACAAGGAAGUCAAGCCGUUUGCUGAACCUAAACCAGUGACGAUCUCCGAGAAGGCUGGUGUUAAGUUCAAACCACAGAUCGCUGUCAAGACCGGGUGCGUUCCGUACCCCGCAGUGAACGAGGAUGGCGAAACCAGCGGUGGUCUCCAGACGUCCGGUAGUCCGCAGGGCGGAUGCCGAGGAUCCGGUCACGGUUCGCAGGUCUACGGCCGCUCUACGUGGUUCAACGGUCUGUGGGCCAUCAUGUACUCCUGGUACUUCCCCAAGGAUGCGCCGUCUUCUCGUAUGGGCCACCGUCACGACUGGGAGCACAUUGUGGUGUUUAUUGACAACCCGGAAGUACCUGAGCCGAAGAUUCUGGGCUGUUCACCGUCGUGGCACAGUGGGUACAACAAAUACGCCCCAUGCCCGGCCGACGUCAUUGACGGCAGUAGCGUCAAGGUCAAGUACGAGCACUCGUGGCCGCUCAACCACGCGCUGGACAUCACAAAGGAGGCUGGCGAUUUCCAGGACCUGAUCAUGUGGGAUCAAAUGUCGGAUCUGGCGCGCAGGGCAUUGAACGAUACCAAGUUUGGCAAGGCCAACACGCCCAUGAAUGACUGGAACUUCCUCGGAAAGGUGGAGAAGUCUUGGCCGUUCAAGAAGUAA